UCAUUUUCAAAUCUAUUUUCAAUCUCGACCGUCCAUUCCUACACAAACCUUUUGUUUCGAGCUUAAGCGCAGUUUGAAAUCAAACACGCACAGAGAAGAGGAGCAGAAAAAUAGUGAUGCUUUAAGCUCAAAAACUAAGAUCCACAGAGAGAGAGAGAGGGAGAGUGAGAUCUUUACUCAAAUUGAAAUCCAAUAAUUACCCAGUUUUCAUUUUUCAGAUUUUCACUAAAAUCCCAGAAAAACCCCAGCUGAAAUAAGCUGUAUUUGGGAAAAGGAACAAUUUCAGUCACUCGAAAUCUGCCGAUUCUGUUCUUCAAUAGCAGUUUCAGGAUGUUGAGAGAUUUGAAAUUCCUGCGCCGAAAUUCGGGCAAGCAGAGUGAGGAAAUCGAGAAUGUGCCUGUAAAUCCUAGAGAUUCAUUAGCGAGUCAAACCAGCGCUGACUCCUCUAGGCCUCCUUUGAAUACGAUUCAAGACCCAGCUCCAAUUUUCCACCCUCCUAACCCUAAAUUUGAACAAGAAGCAGCAAAGAGUAAAAGUAAAAUUGAUAGAACACCAACCAAGCCCAAACCCAAAAACUCUGAUUCCACUUUGCCUCUCCGUACGCCAGAUAAACAUGGAGGAGCGGCAUUUCAUGCGAAAAAACGAUUCGGGUGGGCUCAGAGGAAUGAGCUUAGCUCGAUUCCGAGUGAAGCUUGUGAUGAAUUGAGACCUGAUAUGAACAACUAUCCAGUGCAGCCGAGUCGUGGGAGCUUGCCCAACAUGACUCCAAGGUCUACUAGGACGAUGGGGAGGCCUACUCCCAGUCAUUCUGAGACUAAUUCCACGCAAAGCACACCAACCAAGAGUGUUUCUAAGCCUCCGAGUUCAGGGUGUAGGAGUAAGUUUGAUGGGGGUGUUGGAGGAGGGCGUGCGGGAAACUUUGCUGCAUUGUAUAGGGGGGUUCCGGUUACUGGAGGUUCGAGUAGUACUGUUGUUAAUACUGUUGAAGUCCCCCAUUUUGAUCUGAAGGAGGAUCCAUCAUUUUGGAUGGAUCACAACGUACAGGUGCUCAUCCGCGUGCGCCCGCUUAAUAGCAUGGAGAAGAGUAUGCAUGGUUACAACAGGUGCUUGAAGCAAGAAAGUGCUCAAAGUAUCACUUGGAUUGGACAACCAGAAACUCGCUUCACGUUUGACCACGUAUCCUGUGAAACAGUAGAUCAGGAAAUGCUUUUUAGGAUGGCAGGUCUUCCCAUGGUGGAGAAUUGCUUGUCCGGCUACAAUAGCUGUAUGUUUGCAUAUGGUCAGACAGGAAGUGGGAAGACAUACACAAUGCUGGGUGAAAUUGAUGAUUUAGAAGUCAAACCCAGCCAACAUCGUGGAAUGAUACCAAGGAUAUUUGAAUUCUUGUUUGCAAGAAUUCAAGCUGAGGAAGAAAGUCGUAGGGAUGAAAGACUAAAAUACAGUUGCAAGUGCUCUUUCUUAGAGAUUUACAAUGAACAAAUUACCGAUCUCCUUGAUCCCUCAUCUACCAAUUUGCUUCUGAGGGAGGAUGUUAAGCAGGGUGUCUAUGUAGAAAAUCUCUCGGAAUUUGAAGUUCAAACAGUGAGCGACAUUUUGAAGAUAUUGACUGAGGGUUCUGUAAAUAGGAAAGUUGCGGCAACAAACAUGAACAGAGAGAGCAGUCGGUCACACAGUGUUUUUACAUGUGCAAUUGAGAGCAGGUGGGAAAAAGAUUCCACAACUAACCUAAGGUUUGCUAGAUUGAACUUAGUUGAUCUUGCGGGUUCAGAAAGGCAGAAAAGUUCAGGUGCUGAAGGUGAGCGUCUAAAGGAAGCUGCAAACAUAAACAAAUCCUUGUCCACAUUAGGUCAUGUAAUUAUGAUUCUAGUAGAUGUGGCAAACGGGAAACCAAAGCAUGUUCCUUAUAGGGAUUCAAGGUUGACCUUCCUUCUUCAGGACUCUCUCGGUGGAAACUCAAAAACAAUGAUCAUUGCCAAUGUCAGCCCUUCUAUCUGCUGUGCAGCUGAAACAUUAAACACUUUAAAGUUUGCUCAGAGAGCAAAACUUAUACAGAACAAUGCCGUGGUGAAUGAAGAUUCCACUGGGGAUGUCACUGCACUACAGCAUCAAAUACGGCUUCUAAAGGAGGAGCUCUCUCUUCUGAAACGUCAAAAUGUCUUCAGAUCUUUGUCAUUUGGUUCAACUAUCAAAGAUAUGACUCAAGAACAAGAUACUGCUUGCUCUAAGGACUUGUAUGAAACAGAACAACAGCAUGUUGAUGGUUCACUUGCAUUUGAAUCAAAAGGCAUCAUUAGAAUGUCUACUAAGCAGUUGAAGUCUUUGGAGACAACACUUGCUGGUGCAUUGAGAAGAGAGCAAAUGGCAGAUACUUGCAUCAAGAAACAUGAAGCUGAAAUUGAGCAUUUGAACCGUUUGGUUCGUCAAAGAGAGGAAGAGACCAGGAGCACAAAAAUGAUGGUCAGAUUUCGAGAAGACAAAAUUCAAAGAAUGGAGUCACUUCUUGGUGGUUCGUUCCCUCAAGAUACUUAUUUGCUUGAAGAGAACAAAGCCCUCCACGAAGAGAUCCAGUUGCUUCAAGCUAAAGUAGAUAAAAACCCUGAAGUAACUCGCUUUGCAUUGGAGAAUAUAAGGCUUUUAGACCAACUUAGAAGAUUUCAAGAAUUCUAUGAGGAAGGGGAGAGGGAGAUACUACUGGAUGAAGUAUCCAAACUUCGGGAACAGCUGCUUCAUUAUCUUGAUGGGAAAUCUACAUGGCAAAACCAUCCACAAGUCGACAGCCAACCUCAGGAACCUAUGUACAUCAGCAACCGAGACAAUUCUCUCCAUUUAGAGUUAAAUAACACCCUCAAUGAGUUAGAGGAGUGCAGGCGAAACUUAAAUUCUUGCUUAGAGGAGAACCAAAAACUAAGUAGAGAAAUAAAUGAUCUGCAGUUUACAUUAGAUAAUCUCAACUCUACCACCCAGGACAAAGAUGGUAACAUCAAAAGCAUUAAGGAUUUUCAGGAUCCCUCAAAAGCUCUAGCUUCUGAAAUUGAGAUACUUAAGGGUGUUGAAAAUGGGGUGGAGAGCAUGCAUGUUUUAUCAGUGAUGAAACAUGCAGAAGAAAUCUUGGAUUUACAGCUGGAAUUGGAUAUAUUGAAGAUUAUCCUCAAAGAAGAGAGAUCUAUCCGUGGUGAAGUAGAAGAAAGGACAGUAUGCUUGAGUAGAGAACUUGAACUGGCCGAAGAAAAGGUGCUGCUUUAUAGCAAGCAAUGUGGAGAUGCAACUCAUGAACUGAAAGAGGCAAAGUCAGUUGUUGAAGCCCUCGAGUCUGAACAAAUACUGGCAAUAAAUGAGAUGGAAGACCUGAAAAAAUGUAACAACCGCUAUGUGGAGCUUUUGCAUGAAAAAGAGCUUGAAAUAAUGGAAUUGAAGGAGCAACUUUCUAGAAGGGAAUUAAGGGAUCACCCAUCUAAUCAGUCAGAGGCAAAGAACUCCACUUUACAACUAAAAUUGAAGAGGAUGCAAGAUUCCUUUGAGAAAGCCAAGAGACUGAAUUUGUGGUAUCAGAACAAUCAUGCUUUUAAGGCAAGCAAUGAAGAAGAAAUGGAUGAAGUUUGUAGACAGGCAGAAGCUGAAACUGCUGAGGUUAUUGUCUGUAUGCAGGAAGAACUAUCCAUUCUUCAGCAGCAGGUCAAUAAUUGCCAUUUGAAAGAGAUGGAGUCCGAUAAGUCUAUGAUGCUACUGGAAAAUGAAUUAAAGGAGCUGCAUGGAAAGUUACACCUCUUAACUGAGGACAACAAUGAGUUACAUGGAAAGCUAUUGGAUAAAGAUGGAGAACUGAGAAAAUUAUCUGCUGAAUGGGAAUUGUUGGCUGGUGAGAUAGCAGAAAUUCUUGCAGAGGGGCAGGAAGCACUUACAGAUGCAUCUGAUCAGCUUGACCUUAUAUCCAGUACCUUUCCACAUAAAAGGAUUUGGAUCUCUGAACAAUUUGGUAGGUUAAUUAGAAUAAUAUCUGAAAAGGAGUUAUUGAUUGAAGAACUUGGUAAAUGUUUGGAGGAUGCAAACAAUAAAAGAAGCGAUGUGGAGUCCAUGCUUAAGUCUUUGAGAGGAGCAGCACUGGUGAUCAAUGAAGCACAUCAGCAGGAGUGCCAUGAAAAGGAGAAAGAAAAUUUUCUCUUGAAGUCUCUGCUAAAAGAGAAAACAACCACCAUUGCAGAGCUAGAGGACAAGGUGAAGCUGGCACAUCUUCAUGCUAAUAGAUCAUCAGUUUGUGCAACAGCUGCUUUUGUGAUUGUGAACAGGCUUUCAGAACUGAAUGUUAAUAAUGUUGAUGAAUUAAAGUACAAGGAUUUACAACUUUGUGAAUCAAGAGAGAUUAAUCAGAGGAAAUGUGCCCUUCUAGAUGAUCAGGCUGCUGCGAUUAAAGAGGCUGAGGAAGAGAUUGAGUCUUUGAGAAUGAAACAAGUGCAGUUGAAGGAAACAUGUGCGCAACUAGAACAGAGACUCUUGGAAGAGGAGAAUCGUGCUAAUUUGUUGGAGCAAAAGCUUGAAGAAGAAGAGAAUGAAAUUUUGAAGACAAGAGAGAAACUAACUGAGCUGAAAACUGGUGUAUCCUCACUCAUGUCAUGCAUGAGCAUCCCUUUGCAGCAUGACGGAAGUUCUGAUACAAAUGUAGCUUGUCCACCUCUUGACAGCAGUAAUGGACGGACAGAUGGUGGAGUGGACCUAAGAGCUCAUCUCCCUGAGUGUUCUGUUGGAAAAGGAUCCUGUUAUAGAAAAUCUGAGAUUUUCAGGACUUCCAAGGAUGUAUCUGGACGGGAUGUUACCAUUAUUCUCCUCAAAAAGGAAAUAGAGACUGCCCUUGAAAGCUUGCAAGAGGUUCAAGUGGAGAUGGCUAAACUACAUAGUGAGAAAGAAGAAAUGCAGAUAUCUGAGAAUCGAAAACAGGAGAGCUUAGAAUGCUUCACAACUCUCAUACUUGCAAUUCAAGCAGAUAUGAGUAAUUUUGAAAAGCAGUUUGAAAUAAAGAUGAAUGCUGUUAAUCAUAAGUUACAGUCAUUUGAACGGAUUGUCCAAGAAGCUGGAACUUAUUGGUGUCAAACAAAAGAGUUUCUUGAGAUGGAAGUUGGUGAUGCAAAGGUAGUUGCAGCCCAAAAGGCAGCGGAGGCUUCUUGCAUUGUUGCUAAAUUUGAAGAGGCCCAAGAUACCAUGAAAGAAGCUGAUAUCAUGAUCAACGAGCUGAUAAUAGCUAAUGAAACAAUGAAGCUAGAUAUGAAAAGGCUGAAAGAAAUAGAAAUUGCAUUAACUAAUGAUAAGGAUUUGCUAAUUAAUGAGGUUAAUCAAUUACAAUCGCUCAAUUCUCUCAAGGAUCUGCAGGUUCAGGACCUUGAAAAGCAGUUUGGCUUAAACUUGAUAGAAACAAGUGAUCUGGUUGUGAAGCUGGAGGAUAUUAUUGCAGAGUUCCAGACCACUUUCAAGGAAAAUUUAAAUUCUCUGGCAUGCGAUUUUCAUUCCAUUAAGGCUUUAGUUUUAGACUCAGGGAAGCUGGUGCGGUCAUGGCUCGAAGAUGUCUGGUCUGAGAUAAUUGUGAAGGAUUGUGCAGUAUCAGUGCUUCAUCUCUGUCAUAUGGGCAUUUUAUUGGAAACAGUAACAGGGCUGAACACAGAAAAUGGAUUGCUUCAACAUGGCUUGUGUGAAUCAAACACUAUCAUAGCUGGCCUGAGAGAGCACAAUUCUAAGUCAAACAGAGAGCUCCAAAUGUGCCGAACUUUGAAGGGGAAAUUAUUGGCUGACAUGAAGAACAGCUUUGACCGAAUCUUGAGAAAAGAAGCAGAAACUGGGGAGCUUAGCACUAAGUUAACCACGUUUGAGAAAAAGAUCUUUGAUUUACAGUUGCAAGAGGAAAUGAUGCUACAAAGGUCUAACUAUAUGGGAUCGCAGCUUUCUAUUUUGAUGAAGGAUUUAGACUUCAGUAACAGAAACAUUGCUGAAUCCCUUUUUAAUCAAGAGGUAAUGCUGAAAGAGAAAGAGGAACUUCUAAAUUCUCAGGCUGAGAUAUUUAUGAUAGAGUUGUGCUCAAAAGACAUGGAGUCACUUGUCUUGGCAUCACAUGUAAAAGAGAUGUUUAUCGAGAAAGAUAUAACUGAGAGAAAGCACAUCAGUUGUGGUUCUGACCUUGAGCUUUUGAAGAAAGAGAUGAUUUUUUCAAUGGUGGAUGGAAAUUUGAAAGAUCAAGUUCUAUUGGCCAAGGAUGCUGAGGUUUCUCUUCUACAAAAUGAAGUUGAAGAAGCACAAAAGGAGGCUCGGUAUCUAUUGUCAAGGCUGAACCAAAGCCAUUUAAGAGCUGUGGAGAUGGAUGAGGCAGCCAGGGCUCUUGAAGGGGAAUUGGAUGAAGUUAUGGAAACCAAUGUGAGACUGCAAAGCCAGGUUGAGAAACUUGAAGUUGAAUGUGAGAAACUGCUAAAGGAUUUGAAGGCUAAAGAAACAGAAUUGAAUAGUUGUUCAAGUCAUAUUUCCAUACUUGAUCAACAAAAUCAGAAGUUGCAGGGGGACAUUUGCCUGUGGGAAACUUCGAUGAGCACACUUCAAAGUGAACUGGACAAUAAAGAUGCAGAGCUCAGGAGAAUGAAUUGCCUGGAAGAGGAAAAUGAGUCACUUAAAGGCGAGGUCUGGAAGUUGAAGAUAGAUAAUAGCUUGUUUGUCAAGGAUUUAGAGGAGAAGAGUUCUGAAAUUGAAUUGUCCUCGAGCCGUAUAAGCAUCUCAGAUAUGGAAAAUCACAGAUUACAUGAUAGAAUUUUAUCCUUGGAGACUCAUAUUGCUGGUCUAGAGACUGAUCUGGAGAUCAAAAGUGCUAAGGUGAAUGAACUCCUGCAUUCCCAGUCCAUUGUCAUGGAAGAUUUAAGCUCAAAGGGUCAGGAUUUGCAAAUAUUUGUAAAAAAAGUCAACACAUUGAAGAAUGAUAACAUUCUUUGGAAAAAUGAACUUACAUCACACAAGAAAGCUAUGCUGGACGCCCUGACCUCAUCAAGCUUUAAUACUGUGAAGUGUGUUGAUUCACUGGACAAUGUGGAUGUUACUUCUCAUAAGUUAUUUAAUUUACUGGAGAAAGAAUACAAUACAGUUGUAGAAAAACUGUUCCAUGAGAUAUGUGAAGCUACAGAGAGCACAUUCAAGUUCAUAAAAGAAAUUGAGUCUUUGGAGUGUCAUGCCAAAGAGCUGGUGUCUGACAACACCGGUCUCCAGGCUGAGCUAUUAAGGAAGGAUGACAUUUUGAAGGGUUUGUUAUUUGAUUUGAGCCUGUUACAAGAGUCUGCAUCUAAUACUAAGGACCAAAAGGAUAAGAUUGAGGAAAUGAUGGCCUCCUUGGAAGCUUUGGAUGAUGAGCUUGUUUUGAAGUCUGGUGAUCUUGUUGAGGCUGUUGCUCAUAGUCAGAUGCUUGAAAGUCAGUUGCAGGAGAAGAUGAGCAUUAUUUCUGCUCUUGAGUUGGAUUUUGCAAAGGAGCACGAGUCUCUAAAAUUGUGUUCUCGUGAAAAUCUGGAGCUGAGAGCUCAAAUAGAAGAAGCAUUAGGUGCAAAAAAUUCUCUUGAGGAGGAGUUAACAGAGAGAAAGAAUUUGACUGAAAGCUUGGAAAUGGAACUCUCGAAAAUGGGUAAUGCUCUUGGACAAAUGAAUAGUACAAUUGAAUCUUUAAGAAACAACUUAGAUGAUCUUACUAAUGAGAGAGACCAGCUUCACACGGAGAUGCAUAAUUUGAAAGAACAGCUUGAAAAGGCAGAGGCUUGGGCAGAAGAAAAUGAAGCUAUUGCACUGGAAGCCCAACAGAUAGCUGAAUCUAAGAAAGUCUAUGCUGAAGAAAAGGAAGUGGAGGUAAAGCUGCUAGAGAGGUCCGUUGAAGAGCUAGAAUGUACUAUAAAUGUACUGGAAAGCAAGUUUGAAAUUCUUAAUGGAGAAACUGAAAGACAAAGAUUGCAAAGAGAAGAGCUAGAAGUGGAGCUUCAUGCUGUAAAUCAUCAGAUGCAGAAGAUUAAAAGUGCUGACACUGACAUUAAAAGGCAUUUGGAUGAGAAGGCGAAAGGCCUAGAAGAAGCCCUGAAACAAAUACAAAUUCUCGAGAGGGAUAUUGCUGAGAAAGAUGCAGAGAUUGCUCAAUGCAAGGCACAUAUUUCUGAGUUAAAUUUACAUGCAGAAGCCCAGGCUACUGAAUACAAGGAGAAGUUCAAGGCCUUGGAAGCAAUGACUGAGCAAGUAAAACCUGAAGGCCAUUUCUCCCACAUUGCAAAUUCUUCAUCGAACAAAUUCGAGAAAAAUGCUGCCAAGUCCAGGGGUUCUGGUUCCCCUUUCAAAUGCAUUGGUUUGGGAUUGGUGCAACAAAUAAAAUCUGAGAGGGAUGAGGAGCUUGCAGCUGCUAGGUUGCAUAUUGAAGAGCUAGAAUCCCUAGCAGUAAGUCGACAGAAAGAGAUAUUUGCAUUGAAUGCAAGAUUAGCUGCUGCGGAGAGCAUGACCCAUGAUGUCAUUCGAGAUUUAUUGGGAGUGAAAUUGGAUAUGACAAAUUAUGUGUCACUGUUGGAUAAUCAGCAACUGCAGAAGAUAGCAGAAAAAGCUCAAUUUAAUAGCUUAGAAUCUCAAUCCAAGGAGCAGCAGGAGAUCAUGAAGCUCAAACAGCAGCUUAAUGAAUUUAUUGAGGAGAGGCGAGGAUGGCUAGAAGAAAUUGACAGGAGGCAGGCUGAGAUGGUUGCAGCACAAAUAGCACUGGAAAAGCUUCGGCAACGAGAUCAGUUUCUUCAAGCCGAAAAUGAAAUGUUGAAGAUGGAGAAUGUAAAUAACAAGAAGAGGGUGAUGCAACUUGAAGGUGAGGUAAAGAAGCUGUCUGGCCAGCAAAACCUCCAGCAACGCAUUCAUCAUCAUGCAAAAAUUAAGGAGGAGAACAAUUUGCUAAAACGUCAGAGUGAAGAUCUUAGUGCUAAGCUGCAACGUACAGAGAUCAUCCUUUCACGGGUGAAAGAAGAGCUUGCACAUUAUCGUGCUUCCACCGGAAAAAGUCCCCAUAUAAAUUUUGACAAGGAACAACAAUUGAUAAGCAAACUGAAGGAAACUGAGGAUGACAGGGUGCAAAUAGCACAGAAGUUGGUAGGCUUGUGUACCAGCAUUUUGAAAGCAGCAGGAAUAACUAAACCUGCGGCCAAUCUAAGCCCUGCGGCUGCUGAAGAGGCACUUGAGCAGAUGAAAAGUAGACUUGCUUCGCUGGAAAGAGAAUGCCAAGAUUUGACAUUCAAGAACAAAAUCACCAAUGAAAGAGCAAGGCUGUCUGAGCUAAUGCCUCAAAGAUCACCAAUAAACUCAUUAACUGAUGAGAACUGUAAAACUCCGGGAAGGGGCCAAACUCAUUUUCUUUCUGCUUUAGACAGAUAGAACUAGCUGCCUGCAAAAGGAGGUGUAUCAGAUUCUUUGCUAACUUCCUGGUUCUUUUACUUCUGAUUCUUCCUGGAAAUGUAUAUCAAUCUUUUCCCCCCUUUUGUUGUACUAUUCUGUAUUUCCUUGUAAAUAACUAAAUGUAUAAUUCAAUGGAAAUUGAAAUUGCCAUCUUUUUGAA
This is a messenger RNA of Manihot esculenta (cassava), 9571 nucleotides long. Its product is annotated as kinesin-like protein KIN-12D. The transcript has 38 exons. NCBI's taxonomy places the organism in Eukaryota, Viridiplantae, Streptophyta, Magnoliopsida, Malpighiales, Euphorbiaceae. Gene Ontology annotation, biological process: microtubule-based movement. Gene Ontology annotation, molecular function: microtubule binding; microtubule motor activity; ATP binding. Bases 331 to 9390 code for a protein of 3019 amino acids. The record is from RefSeq and is a predicted model, not a curated record.